Molecule: messenger RNA, 1361 nt
Organism: Ectocarpus sp. CCAP 1310/34
Lineage: Eukaryota; Phaeophyceae; Ectocarpales; Ectocarpaceae
Source: the annotation of a GenBank genome assembly
GACAAGGCGCGCAAGCCGGGGCAGGCAAUAAGGUCAAGAGAGCAUGUGCAUGUAGAUGUGGAAGGGCGGUUGCGAAGGGGGUAAAGACUGCAUAGAUAUACGCUCUCCUGUCGGAGUGGCUGCUGCAGAGUGUGGCGACCCCAAUCCAUCGUCCGCGAGCGCCGCCGAGCCUGCAUAGUCUAAAGCAUCAUCAUGGAGGAGCCAUCCCAACAGCAGGGGCUUUGGUUUUGGAGGGACAGCUGCAUAAACGUAGCCAACAACAGCGACUACAAGGUGUCGUACUGGGUAGAGCAGGAGUGCAAGAUGAAGACGAGGGCCGUCCAGGAGACGGUCGUGAGCACGAUGGACACCAAGCUCAACGGGAAGGCAAAGAUCGGCGACGACGGCGGCGGCGGAGCGGAUGGCGAAGGCGGCGGCGGUGGUGGUGGUAUCGUCUCGGCGAUGAUGGACGGAGGAGGAGGCGGAGGGCCAGGGGCGGAAGUGCGGGCAGCCAAGAGGGCCAAGACGGAAAAGACGGUGUGCACCGAGAAGACGGAGGUGUCGUACUUCUUGAUGAAGGACCACAGAAUGGAGCCAAGGCGAGGCACGCCUCCCACGACCGUGUAUUUCCCCGAGGGCUGCAAAAACCUUCGAGUCUACGCUUUCUUCCAGGCAAAAGACGGCCAAACGUGGAAGUCAUACAAGGACAAGGUUUACUCCAUCAACGGACGAAAAAGGGAGUAUACGCUCACUGCUCUGAACGUCAACAUCAAGCCGUACAUCUGAAGCGCAGCGUUGGUGCUGCUGCCGACCUGCUGCGGCGGCGCUUUUAGACCUGUAACAUAGCUUACGCGGGCGCCAUUUACACGCAACCCUAUUGUUUUGUUUUGUCGAAAGCGCUCCGCCUUCGCUCUUUGUCGCUAAUCUCCUUUUGGGUCCGCGCUUGUAGCAAGGAGCCAAGGAGGGUGAGUUGCGGUGUCCUGUCCGGUGUUUUCUUGCCGGUGCUUGUCAAGUGGACUAUUGAGCGUUUCAAGUCUAGUGGAUGUGUGUGACGCAGGAGGAAUAAUCUUUGCUGCUGUCGUCCCUCACUAUACGUCGGGGGGGGGUUCUUUAGAAUGUGAUUUUGGUUCGGUAACCCAGCAAGUGUUUGUCAAGCUGUUCCAAAAUGUCUCCGCGUGCCGGUGUAUUGCUCUCAUAUGGUGGUGAUGUGCUUUUUGUCCAUAUGUUUUGUCUCUUAGGGUAUUCCAAUGUUCCAAUGUCGUUCGUUUGCUUAUUUAAUUGUGGUCCUAAUCUGCUGUUGUUUUUUUUUUUUGUGUUGUCCACAUUGCUCUUAUUGUAAACCGCGAAAAUACGCGAAGACGGGCGCAAGAUUUUUCGCGCUC